UCAGAUUCCAAGAGCAGGUGCGAACUGUCUGUUUCGAUUGCUAGUACUUCCACCUUGAGUUCCUCGCCAUCCCAUCUACAACGCAGCAUUGAAUGAGAAGUUCAUUCUCACCCCUUUCUCUUUAAGUGCUCAUCUUUUACCUAUUGUCUUUACAUUAGAACAGCUACUACACGACAGGAAACAGUCUUCACCUUCGAAUCUUCGAUUUCUUUUGUCCCUUACAUACAUCGCUCAUAUACGACUGCGUUCCCCUUUGGGCUCUCAUGAGCUUUCCUCGCAAGACCCCUCUAUCGACAAGCAUUCGCGGUCGAGCAGAACCUUACACCCGGGAUCGUUGGUCACAGUACAGGUCAUCGCAGGACAAUGACAAAAGCGCCUCAAUUCUAUCAGGGUUACCGAGACCCAGAGGUAGCGAUACCAGUGGUCAAGUUGACCAAGAUACUAAGCAAGCUGGACCAGGAAGGCGAGACAGCACAAUUGCCCAGCCACAACCUCGUGUCCCAAGUUUCAACAGUUCUCGGGACAGUUCUAACACUAGGAGGAAUCCUUUCAUGCGGCGUAGGCAGUCGGGCAUAUCGCGUCGAGCGACCGGAGAAGUCGACGCUGACCGUUCGAAUGAUCGACGGCGUGACUCGAAAGCUAUGCCGGAAACUAUAGCUGAUCAGUCUUCGAGACCUACUACUUUAGAUCCCUCUGAUCUCCUCUUACUCCCUCAACCUGAUGACAAGGCCAAAUCCAUUCAGGGUCUGGAGCCUAGGCUGUCGAAUGUUCCAUCAGAUGCGUCCUACAACACUGUCCGUCGUCCUUCGGAUUCCUCACCACCUUAUGAGAAGCUUCCAUCGUCAAGCAGUGACGUAAAGCCGUUAACAUGGAAGAGUUUUGACAAAGGCAUCGACAUUGACUCACGAGGCGCCUACGGACGUCGUGGAAGCAAGCAUUUUGGAUUCCCCGGAGCCAAGGCAGAGAAACCGGCUGUGCCGAAUCUGCCACUUCCAACAGUCAAACGUGCUUGUGGUCACUAUGAAAUUGUAGAUGUUGAUGAAGCUCGCCGACAAGCUAGGCAUUUCAGGCUCUACGGCGAAUAUCCUCGGGGCUCGAGCUUGCUGCAUGAGCGCGGUGUUAAGGGUGGUUUCCAUCCAGUUGGAAUCAAGAAUCGGCACAAUCUCGAAGCUACAUCACCCUGGGUUGUCGGUAUCGGAGGUGGGAGCGAUCUAGAAGGCAUGGACCUCUGUAAGAACUGCAAGAUAAAGCUUAGACGGGAAGAUGCAGAAGCACAAGCCAAACUUCGGAGGUCACAAACUGAAGAUGGCAAAAUCAAGGAGGGUCAAGCUGCUCGAACCGCUCAGUCACCUACGCAUGACGAUGAUACAACGCAGAGUCCCAAAAGAUACGGUAGCGCAUUCGUCAGAGGUACUGACACGCCAAAAGAUGAUCCAAAAGUAGAUCUUAACGCACCAUCCUUGACUGCCAAGCUUGACAAUCUCGCUUCUCCUGAAGCUGAUAACAACAGUUUCCCACGGGUUCAACCUUUUAAUGCCACACGAUCCGAUUCUGAUAUCCAGGAAAACGAUACUGGCUGGCGGCGCCAUCGGGAGCGCUCUGAUACUGAUGACUCGGAUCAUGGUUUCAACCCCGAGCCAACUCGUGUUAACACCGACGCUCAGAUGAUAGCUAAGAGGGGCUUCCUACCUUACAAAGUUCUUGAAGGCGAUCGCACUGUAAAGGCACGAGCAGAGUCGUGGGAUGCAAAAAUUGACGACGAGGACAUACGGCCAUUACUUCGAGAAGCUUCACAAUUUGAGCCUCUCAACGAUCUUCGUUUCUUUGAGAAGACUAGCACACCCUCAGCAGUGGGGAGCCCGGCAGCAGCAGAAGUUUUCGGUGAUGUCCAUCAAGAACUGAAUGGACCAAGUAUAUCUAUUGCUAACGAUAUGGGCCGUCUCUUCGAUCGCAUCUUGCUUGAACACCGUCAUAUGCUUGGAUCUGUUGUCGAGAACCUAAAGUCCAGCGACAGUCGUCUGUCUUUGGGCAGUCGUCUCGCUCAGGAGCUUUCGACUGCACGAGCUGACAUCUUGACGAAUACUUGGCAUGUCCAUCUACCCCCGCAGCGUUAUGAUGAAGACCUGGUCGGUUCAGCAGAGCACGAGGAUCGUCAAGCAGCGCGGGCCCUCAAUGAUUACACGCAGAGCUCUAUUACAGACAUACUGAGAAUCAUCGACUCUGCUGCAAGUGAUCUAGGCGUCGACCUCCACAAUGCGUCCCCGGUGUUAAAGGCUCACCAGCAUGCUCCACCUCUAUCUUCUGCCGAUGGAGCUGGCGAUAUGAUGUCAUUCGUUGAUGGUCCUAGUGAGACGAUAUCGUCCCUCGACGGAUCUAGCGAUGGUGUUCGAUCUCGUUUAGACUCCGCUGAUCUUGCCACUGGUGACAAGACUAAAUUACGCAGCUUUUGGGAGCAAUGGUCCACUGGAGAUCCGAAUGGAGGUAUACAUCUAAUGACCUCCGUGCCACAAGUGUCGAAGAAAAAUGGCAAGGAAGAACGGACACCAACGCAGUUUGAGUCGUUUCCUGCCAUUCUAUCAGAUUCUAUCCACAUCCCAACAGUGCUGUCACCAAUCCUUUCCGCAGCUGAGAUCUCGCGUCCCGGAAGUGUUACUCCAAAACCUUUCGAAUCGGCAGAAGUCACUUCUCAGGCCAUAUCCGUAGGGGGUAUCGGAGACUUGUUCAAUGCGAUUCAAGAGACGGGUUCGCAGAUAGUACAUGCAGUUGUUGACGCGGAAGAACGCGCAGUCGACUAUCGAAAAGCGUCCUUGCCGCCGACAGAGGCCAGAAUCGGUAACGAUGUAGAACCUGGCAAUCGGCCAUCAUCAACGCCUGUCGUGAACGAGUCUCUCGAUUCUAUGUCGAUCAUUGAUCCAGACAAGGCUUCUGUCGGAACUAUCCAUGUCCCGCUCCCACAUACAAUACGUCCAGUUGCUCAUCGCUAUGACGACACAUUUGCUGUGAAAACCGUGCGAGAUGUCGCAGAGAAUACUCCAACCCCACCGCAUACCCCAAUACAGCCGCGUAUCGAGAACGUUGUCCCUAUGUCUCCUCCAUCACCUGUUCACGCACACCGCUAUGGCAAUUCCGGCGCCGGAAAUGCAUACUCCAAGAGCGCAUCUCAACCCAUUACUACUCCACUCCUUACCCCUAAAGCAGCAAAGGCUGUAGAUCCUUUUCUUUAUCGCUCCGAUUCCGUUCGAGGCGUGUUCUCAAGUCGACAGCUGUCCCGCAGUGAACUGAGCCUUCUCGAUAUACACAUUCCACGCUCGCCCAAACGGCCCAGAAGUGAAGACGUGUCGGAUCUCAGCAGAGUUAGUAAGACCGAAGGUCAACAGACUCGCCGCGCUUCGGUCAAUGUGCCGUAUUCGAUGUUCAUGAAGCAGCCGGCUGGGCUUGACACCCCUGGCCCAGAUAUGUCGACACCACCUCCGACAACAUGGGAUCAAGAGAGAAGAUCCCUUGGGGGAACAAUCGAUAAUACGGGAACGUCGAGUUCAGGCCUGAACUCUAAUGAAUUUACCAUGAACACUCCGUCAAACCCUAGUAACAACUUCACCGACGCCGCGAGGUAUCAAAUACCUCCUCCAAUUCCUGCACCCCCAGUUACCGAACGUGGAGUUGAAACCAAGUCUCGUCCUCAAGGCUUCCUCGCCCCAUCUGUCCGCCGCCAAAGCACUAUGAAAGACAACAUCAACACAAUGUACACACAACCGGCCCAGUCCAUUCCUACCCCAGCGAGACGCAGGAGCUCCGGUACCUCCGCCCAACCUCCAACAGCACCUAGUCGUACCCCAACCUCAAGCACAUCACCUGCCCCACAAGAAGUUUCAGCACGCCUCCUCGACUCCCCAGUUCCCACGCGACGAUCGACCGUCCGCCAGAGCAUCUCAAGCCUGAACGCUGUAGAUCAAAGUACCGACCCAACAGACCCACAGCGCCGCCGCUCAAGUGCAGGUGUCCCGAGUACACCGGAGCGCAAGCCUACAUUCAAGCCCGCUGGACCUGCGCCGAAGCAGAAGAAGGAGAAAGUCAUGCACGCCGGACCAUCGAGAGUGUCUACUCUCCCCAAACCAGUCCCAGCAAUUGCCAAGGAUAAAGACGACAACACCCCAGCUGGAGGUAGCACCGGGACCGUCAAUCCAAACCCUAGAUAUCCAGCCGGCGGCGUCUCCACGCGCAAAGGCAGAUUCGAAGCUCCCGGCCUUGGCGGGGCGAAUGCGAAGGCUGAUAUCAGGGCCAAGGAGAAGGGCCAGUGGAGACAGAGUGGUUUGGAGGCGAAGAAGGCGAUUCAGGGCCGGGCGGUGGGGGUUUUGGGGAUGAAGGGUAGGUUUGAGUGAGUUGGUUGGUGGUGAUGGUGGUGGUGAUUGUGAUGGGUGGAAAGGAGAAUGGAAGUGAGCCCCUGAGAUGUGUUGUUAGUCUGUUUUGUCGUCGUCGUUCUGUUUGCCCCCUUUUGAUCGCUCGAGAAAUCCUAGAUCCUAGAUGAUGAUGGAGAUGGAGAGAAGUAGAAGAAGAAGGAGACGCGAAGCACCACCUAGAUAGCGUUUGUCUUUCUAGCUUCAUUAAAAUGAGACUUUUCGAUCGAUAUGCU
Molecule: messenger RNA, 4630 nt
Organism: Pseudovirgaria hyperparasitica
Lineage: Eukaryota; Fungi; Ascomycota; Dothideomycetes; Acrospermales; Acrospermaceae
Exons: 1
Coding region: 264-4379 (1371 amino acids)
Source: RefSeq, a predicted model, not a curated record